Ziziphus jujuba (common jujube) is the source of this 1110-nucleotide messenger RNA. Its product is annotated as expansin-like B1. The record is from RefSeq and is a predicted model, not a curated record. Bases 112 to 882 code for a protein of 256 amino acids. NCBI's taxonomy places the organism in Eukaryota, Viridiplantae, Streptophyta, Magnoliopsida, Rosales, Rhamnaceae. Gene Ontology annotation, cellular component: extracellular region. The transcript has 5 exons.
AUGUUUAUUUUCCCUAUAAAUACUACAUUUUCUGUAAGCUUUCAUGCAUAGCAACCUUUGCCUUCAUAUUUGUUUUUCUCAUCGCUUUUCCCUGGUUUUCUUUUCUCGACAAUGGCUUCCUCCCUUUGGAGUUCUCUUUUACCUACAGCAAUCUUUCUUCUGAUGCAAACUCUGCCUAAGGCUUCUUCUGUAUGUAGUGACUGCUUCAUUCAAUCCCGUGCAGCUUACUAUCCGAAUUCUAAUGAAAAAGGAACAGAGAGUGCAUGCGGGUUCGGUUCCUUUGGAGCAACGCUUAAUGGUGGAGAUGUAUCAGCAGCAUCUGACCUAUAUCGAAAUGGGGUUGGCUGUGGUGCAUGCUACCAGGUAAGGUGCACCAACAGUGCCUACUGCUCGAGCAAAGGAGUAAAUGUGGUUAUAACAGACCAAGGUUCAAGUGCUCGAACAGACUUUAUUCUGAGCAAACGAGCCUUCAGUAAAAUGGCUCAAACUGCUAAUGCUGCUGCCUCUCUGUUAUCUCUUGGCAUCGUUGACAUUGAAUACAGACGUGUUUCUUGCAGCUAUCCAAACAAGAAUAUUACAAUCAAGAUAGAUGAGAACAGCAACUUUCCUCAUUAUUUGGCUUUUGUGAUAAGGUAUCAACAGGGGAUGAAAGAUAUCACAGCAGUUCAGCUUUGUGAGACUCAAAAUUUUGUCUGCAAGCUUUUGGAUCGGCAUUAUGGUGCAGUAUGGACAACGACCACACCACCAAGUGGACCUUUGCAAGUAAAGAUGUUGUUCAGUGGUGAUGAUGGAGAUGAGACAUGGCUUGUUCCUGUGAAUAACAUACCAGAAGGCUGGAAAGCUGGAGAAACAUAUGAUUCAGGAGUUCAAGUGAACAUAUAGAUAGAGCCAUAUGAUCAGAUUUUGUUAUCAACUUCGUCUUAUAGGAUAAAAAUAAGCUCCUGUUAUUUUUCAUCUGUACUUUCCUUUUCAUGUUCUGCUUCAUUUUUUAUUUUUUAUUUUAUUUUCCAGAUAGGUAUUUCUAAAAUAAGGGGAUUAAAAAACUCCUGAUGUAAUCAAAUAUUCUAUUGUUGACUAAUAAUAAAAUAGCAAGUUUCUUAUAGCAAAGAA